Molecule: messenger RNA, 1682 nt
Organism: Chaetomium fimeti
Lineage: Eukaryota; Fungi; Ascomycota; Sordariomycetes; Sordariales; Chaetomiaceae
Product: glycosyl transferase family 4-domain-containing protein
Exons: 2
Coding region: 210-1601 (463 amino acids)
Biological process (GO): dolichol-linked oligosaccharide biosynthetic process; protein N-linked glycosylation
Cellular component (GO): membrane
Molecular function (GO): UDP-N-acetylglucosamine-dolichyl-phosphate N-acetylglucosaminephosphotransferase activity
Source: RefSeq, a predicted model, not a curated record
GGCCAGGACCCUUGCAGCGGGUCUUGACAUUUCGUCAUCCGGAAAUCUGUCAAGAACUGAUGAAGCAGCAACAAUUCGACGAUAACCUGUAAAGAAAAAAAGAAAGAAAAACACCAACACCUCCCGCAACGCGUGGGGUACAGAUUAGUUAGCGGCAUUCGCCGCACACACACAUUCUCAACCCCACUCGCCAUGAUCGCCAGCCCACCAUGACAUCGUCGUCGUCGCUGUCCCGCACCGAGUCGCUCAGUCUCCUCACCCUCUCGGCCGCCUGCGUCGCUAUCCUCUGCAACGUCUUCCAGGGCGAUGACAAGCCCCUCAUCGUAUCGCUGGCCCUCAGCGGGCUAGCCUUCAGCGCUACCUUUGCCCUCAUCCGCUGGCUCGGCCCGACCUUCAUCAAGGCCGGUUUCAAGGGCGUCGACCUGAGCAAACACAACCGCCGAGAGAUCCCCGAGUGCAUGGGCGCCGUGUGCGCCUCCGUCUAUCUGUUUGCUAUGAUCAUAUUCGUGCCCUUUGCCUUCUACAAGGAUGUAGUAGCGGCGACGAGUGGAGGCGGGAAUAGGGAUGUAGUGCUGCAGGUCGAACAUGUGCAGGAGGGCCGGUUCUUGCACCGGUUCCCGCAUAGCAAGCUUUCGUCCUACCUCUCAGCCAUCGUAUCACUACACACCAUCGCCUCCCUCGGCCUGGCCGACGACCUCUUCGAUAUCCGCUGGCGCCACAAGUUCUUCAUCCCCGCCUUUGCCGCAAUCCCCCUCCUCGUCGUCUACCGCGUCGACUUCGGCGUGACCUCCAUUGUCGUGCCGAUCCACCUCCAGCCUUACCUCGGCCAGCUCGUCGAGCUCGGCGCCCUCUACUACGUCUACAUGGCCGCCAUCGCCAUCUUCUCCCCCAACAGCAUCAACAUCCUGGCCGGCAUCAACGGCAUCGAAGUGACCCAGUCCAUCGUCAUCGCCGCGCUGCUCGCCUUCAACGACGCGCUCUACCUGCUCACCCCCUACCCGCACCCGGCCCUGGACUCGCACCUCUUCUCGCUCUCCUUCCUACUCCCCUUCCUGGGCGUCUCGUGCGCGCUGCUCUACCACAACUGGUACCCGGCGCGGGUCUUCGUCGGCGACACGUACUGCUACUUCGCCGGCAUGGUCUUCGUCGUCGUCAGCAUCCUCGGCCACUUCUCCAAGACGCUGAUCCUGCUGCUGCUCCCGCAGAUCUUCAACUUUGUCUACUCGGCCCCGCAGCUCUUCGGCCUCGUCCCCUGCCCCCGCCACCGCCUCCCGCGCUUCAACGCCCGCUCCGGCCUGCUCGAGCCCAGCGUCACCCCCUGGUCCGAGGCCCGCCAGCCGCGCGCCCCGAUAGCCUGGGCGUUGCGUCUGCUGGGAAAGCUGCGGUUGUUGAGGGUUGUGUUGGAUGGCGAGGGGCAGUUUGUGGAGACGAGCAAUUUCACGCUGUUGAAUCUGUGGUUGGUGUGGAGAGGCCCGCUCAGGGAGGACCGUCUGGCGGCGGAGAUUACGGCCGCGCAGGUGGCGGCUGGCGUGUUGGGGUUGUUUGUGAGGCAUUCGCUGGCGGGCUGGGUGUUUUUGGAGGAUAAUUGGAGCAUACACUAGUGUUGUUUCUAGAAUCUUAGAUAGAUAGAGGGGUUGGGUUGUAGAUAGAUUUCAAUAUCAGGGGUUCCUCUAUCGUUCCUA